Lucilia cuprina (Australian sheep blowfly) is the source of this 2815-nucleotide messenger RNA. RefSeq names its product CCAAT/enhancer-binding protein (gene slbo). The coding region runs from base 575 to 1924 and encodes 449 amino acids. The record is from RefSeq and is a predicted model, not a curated record. Gene Ontology annotation, biological process: regulation of transcription by RNA polymerase II; DNA-templated transcription. Gene Ontology annotation, molecular function: DNA-binding transcription factor activity, RNA polymerase II-specific; RNA polymerase II cis-regulatory region sequence-specific DNA binding. The transcript has a single exon. NCBI's taxonomy places the organism in Eukaryota, Metazoa, Arthropoda, Insecta, Diptera, Calliphoridae.
GUGUCAAAAUAUCUAAAGUUAAAACAACAAAACAAUAACAAGGAUUUUUAAAGAAAAUAAAAGCAACAAUAACAUUACAAAAAAGUCAACAAAAACUUUAAACAACAACAACAACAACUACAACAAUUACGGCUAAAAAGAAACCCUCAACAAAAAGCAAAAUUUCAAAACAACAAUCACAACAGGAUACUCUCUCUGCUCAAGAAGAAAGCAGAGAAAAACAAAACCAAAACAAAAGUUUGUUUACAUCUUUUUUUUUUGCCGCAAGAAAACAAUAACAAAAUAAUAAACAACAAAAUUAAGUAAUUCAGCAAUAAGAAGAAGUUAAAAUUCUAAGCAAAAUUAUAUUCCAAAUGAUCUCUUUAUGAUCCUUUUGUAUAAUAUAGACUAUAAAUAUUUCUCUUUUAUUUAAAAUGGUUUAAGAAAGAAACCAUUUUGGCAAAGAAAAUAUUAAAAUAAAAACAAAAUAAAAGAAAAUCUUAAAAUUUUUCUUCUGACCAGUUUGGAAACUUCAAACAUUACAACAACAAACAAAAACACCGUCAAAAUUUUGCCUUCAUUUUCACAAUUAAAAAUGCUCAACAUGGAAUCACCACAAAUGUACGAUACCGUACAAACUCUAACACAAUUGGAUUUGAAGAAACAGCCGCCGCCUCAACAGGCCAUUAUUGGUCAGAUAACCUUAACGGCCAUGUCCUCGCAACAGCAGCAGCAGCAACAACAACAGCAACAGAAUACACAACAACAGCAACAGAAUACACAACAACAGCAGCAGCAACAAAAUGACAAUAACAAUAAUAAUACGCAACAACAGCAACAGGUUAAUGGUGUAGUUGGUGUGGGUGGUGUUGGUGCCGGUUUGGUGGUUAAACAACAUGCCAUGCAUCAAAUGCAUCAGGCGGCGGCUAUGAAUAAUAACAACAAUAACAAUUCCGUUUUGAAUGCAAAUGUUAAUAAUGUCAACUUGUUGCAGAAACAAAUCAUGCAACAGUAUACACAAAACGAUUUAGAUGAAUUAACCGCCCAAGAGAUCUCAUUAGACUUGCAACAUUUAAUCGAUGAUAGUUUUCGUGAUCAGGAAACAUUGGGUAUAUUCAGUGAUAUGGUUACCAGUCCGGGUGUAUUGUCAGCUACUCUACCGCCCAAUGGUAUGGUUACGGCAGCCGCCAAAGUCUUACAACAACAUCAACUACAGCAGCAAACGUUGCGCACACAACAGCAUCAAUAUGGACGUAAUCCUUUGGCCUAUAUGCCUCAGGCGGUACACUCGAAUGCCUCCUAUAGCAAUAAUUCCAGUGAUGAAAACUCUUCGGUGGGUUCGGAUACCUCUACCAUUAAAGAAGAACCCAUAGAUCCCGAAUACCGGCGUCAUUUGCAAGAGACCAAUGCCGCCAACAAUGCUGCAGCUGCCGCCUUUAUAACCAACGGUUCUGCCAAUGGUCUCUACAAUCCCUAUCAGAAUGCCAACGGUAAUGGUAAUUCCAAUAAUUCUUCCUCACAAAACUCCAACAAUUUCAAUACUCUUACCUCGGCCAAUGUUUUGGCUCAUCAUUCUGCCGUUAAUUUGCCUCAUCUAGCCGCUGGUGCCCAUCUGCUUAAGCAUCACAACAAACAGGUGCAUCAACAGCGCAAACAAUCACUCAAACAUGUGGACAAAGGCACCGAGGAGUAUCGUCGUCGUCGUGAGCGCAACAAUAUAGCCGUGCGUAAAUCCCGGGAGAAAGCCAAGGUACGUUCACGUGAAGUAGAGGAACGUGUUAAAAGUUUGCUCAAGGAAAAAGAUGCUCUUCUGCGACAACUGCAAGAAAUGACCAAUGAACUGCAGCUGCAUAAACAAAUCUACAUGCAACUGAUCAAUCACAAUAAUCCCGAAGUGAGUCGGGUCUGUCGAAGUUUUCUCAAUACCAACGAUCAUGGUUUGUAAGUUUUCAUUUUCCGGCGAUCAUGUUGUAUCAGGAUGAGACUGUAUAUUUUUAUAUUAUUAUUAUUUUUGUUUCUUCUUUUUCAUCUUCUUUUUGUUUAUUGUAAUAUUAUUCUUAUAGUUUCUAUCUUCUUUUUUGUUUGUUUCUUUGUUUAUUUUUUCUAUCGCUAUAGUUUAAAUUAUAAAGGGAACUGUCCUUAAUCUCGUUGCAAUAAUUAUUAUUAAUUUUAUAAUAAAUAAUUAAAUAAAUUAGUUUAAGUUUUAAACAAAAAAAGCGGGCGGGUUUUUAUUAUAAAAAAAUAAGUUCAUUCAUUCAUUUUAAUUGUUCAUUUUGGAUUUUUACAAAUUUAACAAAAUUAUCUUUACAGUUUUUGUAAAAAAGCUGGGGCAUUCCUAAAGCCUUUAACAAUAUUUCUCAAUAAAUUGAGCUUUUUACUAGAGAUACACAUAUUUUUUUAAGCUUAAAAGCGAGAGAGAAUAAGAGAACUUUUUUCUUGAAACUUUAAAGUUUUCGAAAGUUUGUUUAAAAAGUAAAACAGUUGAGUUUUUCAAAGCAUUAAUCUUCAGAGAGAGAGAGAGAGAGAGAGAGCAUUAAGUUAUAACUGAAAAGAGAGAAAGAAGUUUAAAAUCCCUGAAAUUUCAAAGUUUUAAGCUUUUUAAAGCUUUUAAAAGAAAGAAAAAGGUUAAAUUUUAAAGACAUAAUUAAAGGAUUUAAGCUUUUUAAAGCAUAAAGGUUUAGCUUAAAAGAAAGAAAAUAUAAGAGUGAAAAAGAUAAUGAUUCUGCUUAAUAAUUAAAGCCUUUUAAGCUUUCAAAAGCAUAGAAGAAAGAUCAAGUUUACGAGCAUGUUUCCUAUUAUAUUCUGCUAAUAAAAGUAACUUGAUUUUUAAAGAAAG